Molecule: messenger RNA, 1121 nt
Organism: Limulus polyphemus (Atlantic horseshoe crab)
Lineage: Eukaryota; Metazoa; Arthropoda; Merostomata; Xiphosura; Limulidae
Product: histidine triad nucleotide-binding protein 2, mitochondrial-like
Exons: 5
Coding region: 160-675 (171 amino acids)
Cellular component (GO): cytoplasm; mitochondrion
Molecular function (GO): hydrolase activity
Source: RefSeq, a predicted model, not a curated record
CGGUAGUUAUUCAGCAUAUGCUGGGAGAAAUCUUGGAAUCAUGUAUACUGUUGGCAAUUGAUUGCUGUAUAAUAAUAUGAGCGUUUUUUCUUAAAUCGACCUCAAAUAUUAUUUGGUUGACCCAUUUUAUCUUCCAUAUAUUUUACUCCCGUUAUUAAAAUGUCUUGCAGUAGAUUUGUGCACCAGGUAUAUAUCAUUCCACUUAGAUCCGUAUUUAGUACGAAACCUAGUAAUAUUAGAUUUUCUCGAGUGUUAAAGACCCAGUCAUGCCUUUUUAGUAGAAAAACAGAAAUGGAUGAAGUCCAAAAGGCCCAAAAGACAAAGGUGGAAAUCGGCAAGCCGACCAUUUUUUCCAAGAUAAUAGAAAAGGAGAUUCCCGCUGAUAUUCUGUAUGAAGAUGAUCAUUGUAUUGCAUUCCGUGAUGUCAGCCCUCAGGCUCCUUGUCAUUUUUUGGUUGUUCCCAGAAAACCAAUUUCAAUGUUAGAUGAAGCUGAAGAGGAAGAUUGUAAGCUUCUUGGGCACCUAAUUCUAACUGCAAAGAAGGUAGCAUUUCAGGAGAAGCUUAAUAAAGGAUAUCGAGUUGUGAUCAACAAUGGAAAGCAAGGCUGCCAAUCUGUAUACCAUCUUCAUAUCCAUGUGGUGGGUGGGAGACAGCUAAAAUGGCCACCAGGUUAACUUUGUACUAUUAUCAAGAUAUGAAGUUGUCGGAGCUCUAUAUAAAUACAAAAAAUUUGCACUUCAGCUAAAUGCAGCAGAAGUGCAUGCACUAUUUUUAAAAUAUUGAACAUGGUAGGAGAAAUUACUUUCAUUUCUUAUAAGGAAUGUAGACAUUUUCUGAAAGUCAGCAUCUGUAACAGGGGGAAGUUUUCCAUUCUACUAAGCAGUAUAUAACAAUUAAGAAAAGGCAUUUCUUCAAGUGUGUCUUAAUAAAAAGUGGGAUUGAUUUAUGUACAGAUAACUGUUUAAAAUUAUCAGUCUCUGCUGGCUUCAUAAUUUUUUUGUUUAAGUAGCAUAGUGAAUAGUAGGCUUAUUAAUGAGCAGAUUAAGUACAUUGUAUCUUAUGUAUUCUUUGCUUUUCAGUUGUUUAUAGAGUUUAAAUAAAUGCUUCAUAUAAAAUUGAA